Messenger RNA from Symbiodinium sp. CCMP2456, 1005 nucleotides. The record is from the annotation of a GenBank genome assembly. NCBI's taxonomy places the organism in Eukaryota, Dinophyceae, Suessiales, Symbiodiniaceae.
AUGGCUUGGGCUGCUUCAAUCGCUCCCCUGGCCGGUGCAGUCGCGGUGGAGAGACGAGGCAGAACUGAUCGCACAGAGAAGGACGCUUCCCUCGCGCUCUUUGAUUCUGCUCGUGCCAAGCUCGCUGUGCAGACUAUUCCAGGCUUGCAAUCGCAGCUUGUUUGCCCCGGGGACGUCGUGUCCGCAGAGCCCGGCGCUUUACGUGGGCGUGGGGUAGUAGAGCGGCAUGACGGCAAGCUGGUUGCGACGACCUGUGGCGUCGUGGAGCAUGUGAACAAGCUCCUGUAUGUUCGGCCACUGAAGCAUAGAUACUCCGGCAGCGUGGGGGAUGUGGUGGUAGGGCGCAUUGUCGAGGUGCAGACGGAUAGAUGGGCCGUUGAAAUUGGUACUGCUCAGCUGGCAUACCUUCACUUGGGGGCUAUUCAACUGCCUGGCAAUGUGCAACGUCGCCGCACGGACGAAGACACUCUGCGCAUGCGGGAGUUCUUCGAUGAAAACGAUCUCAUAUCAGCAGAAGUGCAAAAGAUCCACGAGUCUGGUGAACUGGCGCUGCAGACUCGCAAUGCUAGGUAUGGAAAGCUCCAGAAUGGCGUGCUUGCCUCUGUGCCAUCGGUGUACGUGCGGCGCCAGGCACAGCAUCUGGUCACGCUACCACGCAUUGGCGUCAUGGUGGUUCUGGGCAACAACGGCUGGGUUUGGGUUUGUGCUCCGCCUAAGGUGGCUGGCUCCGGAAGGCAGGAGACCAUCAACUUUUCCCAGAUGGAUGUGCGCUAUCACAAGGUAAAUCCUGACAUGAGAGAGAGGAUAUCCAGGGUCCGAAAUGCGGUGAUUUGCUUGGUCGGCCAUGGCCUGGAAGUAACGCCUGAAAGCAUCACCUUCCUGUACGAACAGUCCGAGAAGCUCGAGCUUGCGGCAUGGGAGCUGCUAGAUGCUGCACGCUGCGACUCCGCGGGCCUCGUCGAGUGCCUCGCGACCGAGGCGAUGCGCAGCAGCGGCAGGAAUUGA